This is a messenger RNA of Artibeus jamaicensis (Jamaican fruit-eating bat), 5865 nucleotides long. RefSeq names its product tubulin polyglutamylase complex subunit 2 (gene TPGS2). The transcript has 7 exons. Gene Ontology annotation, biological process: protein polyglutamylation. The record is from RefSeq and is a predicted model, not a curated record. Lineage: Eukaryota; Metazoa; Chordata; Mammalia; Chiroptera; Phyllostomidae. The coding region runs from base 129 to 1115 and encodes 328 amino acids.
GGCCGCGGCCGCGGCCGCGGGAACGAGCUCACCGCGUAACUGCUGCCAGACCAGCCCGGGAUCCUCAUCGCAUCCCAGCCUCGGUCUCAGGCGGUGAGCACUACAACUCCCGGCAUGCCGUGAACUUGAUGGCCGAGGCUCGGGGGCGGUGUCCAACGCUGCGGCCCACCCAGCUCUCCCGUGUCGUCCCCUCUGCUGCCCCGGCCGCGCGCGGAGCGGGGACGCGAGCCAUGGAGGAGCUGCCGCCCCCGCCUGUGGGCUCCAGCAAGCCGCACCUGGAGAAGAUGACCCUGGGGAUCACCCGCAUCCUAGAAUCAUCCCCAGGUGUGACAGAGGUGACCAUCAGAGAAAAGCCACCUGCUGAACGUCAUAUGAUUUCUUCAUGGGAACAAAAAAAUAACUGCGUGCUGCCUGAGGAUGUGAAGAACUUUUACCUGAUGACCAAUGGGUUCCAGAUGACGUGGAGCGUGAAGCUGGACGAGCACACCAUUCCAUUGGGCAGCAUGGAAAUUAACAGUAUCACAAAACUGACUCAACUCAACCAGUCUUCCAUGUACUCACUUCCUAAUGCACCCACUCUGGCUGAUCUGGAGGAUGAUACACAAGAAGCCUGUGAGAACCAGCCCGAGAAGCCUCACUUUGAUUCUCGCAGUGUGAUAUUUGAGCUGGAUCCUUGCAAUGGGAAUGGGAAGGUUUGCCUUGUCUACAAAAACGGGAAACCAGCAUUAGCGAAAGACACCGAGAUCUGGUUCCUGGACAGAGCGCUAUACUGGCAUUUUCUCACGGAGACCUUCACCGCCUACUACCGCCUGCUCAUCACGCACCUGGGCCUGCCCCAGUGGCAGUAUGCCUUCACCCACUAUGGCGUUAGCCCGCAGGCCAAGCAAUGGUUCAACAUGUAUAAGCCCAUCACCUACAACACAGACCUGCUCUCCGAAGAGACUGACUGCUUUGUGAACAGGCUGGAUCCUAGCAAAGUGUUCAAGAGCAAGAACAAGGUCUUAAUCCCCAAAAAGAAAGGGCCUGUCCAGCCGGCAGGUGGCCAGAAAGGGCCCUCAGCUCCUCCCUCCACGCCUAAAUCCUCCUCUGGCUCUGGAAACCCUGCCCGGAAAUGACCACCCCCGCCUCCAGCUCCCUGCCAGCCCCACAGGGAUGAUUUCCAUGCACAGAUGCCCCCGGCAGCCCCAGCCUGAGCGCCUCCUCUGGUCCGAGUGAACAACAUCCCAGGCCCUUUACUCCCAUUAGCGUGAGCCGGGAGUGAGAUGGGCACACUCAGUUCUCCCGGGCUCCUCAGGAGUCGCCCUCUCGUUCCCCUCACAGCAGGUUAUGUCACCCUUGCCUCCAGAGGCUGGGGAGGGUUUCGGAUCUCGCUGAAGUGGCCACACCUGUUGGGAGCUUCCUCUCUGCCCAGCCACUGCCCCCCACCAUUCAGCAGUGAUUAGAGAAGUCCCCCAAGAAACUGCUGGUUUUGACCCAUGAGGCAUUAGAACUGCAAUGUUCAAUUGGUGGCCACUAGUCACAUGAGGCUAUUUAAAUUACACUAAAAAUUCAUGUCCCCAUUGUAUGUAUUGCAUUAUAGCCACAUUGUGGAUAUUCACGUGACUAGCAGGUUCCAUACGGACAGUGCAGAGAUAAGGGGACAUCGCGUCCACCACAGCCUCACAUUCGCACUGCUCCUCGGGUCAGUUAACUUGUUAGAGAUGUUGAUACCUUAAUCUGAUGAGUGUAACCCUCCGUGUAAACUCUUGAAAUUAUAUUUGAAUGUUCUUUAUAUCCUUCACCACGAACAAAUGUCCCUCUGCUCAUUUCGUUUUCAGUUUCUUAUAGUUUCUUGCUUCCAGUUUUGUGUUUGCACUUGUACGCAAACUAUUUUUCUCAGUUGUUUGGGUUUUGGGGGGGAGGGAUUCUGCUGUACUGCAACCAUUUCAAAACAAACUCCAGAGAGCCGUUUUGCAGGACUGCCUGCUCAUAAGGAGCUUGGAUGAAGCCAGUCCCUGUGGACAGAGCGCUCCGCCUGCUCAGCCUGCUCCCAGCUGCUCAGCCGUCCCUGGAGUGACUGAAAGGCAGAUGGGGAACAGGUUACCAAGGGCAGCAGCUGGAGUUUAGACUUCCAGAAGUUUUUGUUGUUGGUCUUUUUUUGUUUCUUUGGUUUGGUUUGGUUUGUCCUGUGGGGUCUGAUCAAAUCAAAGGGAGAACCAGCACCAGAUAAGAGAUUCCAGCCUCUGGCUGCUCCUCCAAGACAAGUCCAGCUUAGGGGGCACUGAGAAGUCACAUCACCUUCCAGGGUGGUGGACGCCCUUCAUCUAGUACUUGUGCAGAAUUACUUUAGUUCUGAUUUAGUCCUAGGUUUUAACAGCAAAGGAGCAGAGGGGCCACGAGAGCAAUGGUGCCCUUCGAAGUGGUGGUAGUCAGUGGGGGUCCUCAAAGGGCUGUGGACAGAAGGGGGUUCUAAUGAGGAAAGGCUCUGGAGCUGCUCAGAAGGGGCCGAGCCAGCUGCCUGACACACAGGACCCAGUGCGAAGUGAGGGUGGAGGUCUCUGGGUCAAGCGUCCGGAAACUGUCAGGAAAGUUACUGAAACGUUUUCCUCUCUCCCGUGGUCUCUUCACAGCUUGUUAACAGCAGUUUUUGCUCCUUAAUGCUGUUCUAAGUAAAACUAAAAUUUUGAACUAUCAGCAUUAAUUUUAUUAUCUUUAUAUUGUCCAAUUCCAGUCCUAACUGCAAACAUAAAACAACUCAUGCAGAAUCAUCAAAAUUACAUCAUUUGUAUUUCAUAGCUUAUGUAUACAUAUUGUGUGUACAUGUAUGCUUACCACAACCAUGGAAACACUGCAUAAACCUAGCUCAGUGUUGUUAUUUCACUUCUUGAUAUGUACACAGUCUAGCAAUACUUUCAAAUUACUGAUGAAUAAGGAAGUUCUGGAGGGAAAAACUGAGCUCCUGUACGUUUUUCUUUUCUGUGUCAUCUCCAGCAUCAGUGGUUGGCUAACACAGAAAGUGACACCAGUAAGAAAGAACGGGUUAGGGUUCCACGGUCGUCCAUGCUCCUUAGAAUGCCAUCGCCUGCCUUGUGCUCACAUCAGUUCUGAUUCAAGUAAAAAGCAAGGCCUUUGGGGGCUCCCAGUGCCCCCACUUACCCCAUUUUAUUCAUAACAUGCUAAAAUGUUAGGAAGCAGUUCUGUGUGGCGUGGGCCCAGCUCCUACUUGGAGAUGCACAGGACCCUCACCCAUGGAUAGGUUCUCCCAUGGGGAAUCAGGCCUGCAAUGUGCCUAGGCCGCUUUGAGUCUUGCUUUGUGCUAAAAACUCUAGUACCUGGAUUUGUGGCAAAUAAAGGCUGGUCAUGGCCGAGGGCCGAGGCUUUUGCUCCCCUUGAGAGAAAAGCCAUGCUGUCCCUUUUCCUCCACAGGACUCGGUAGUCCGUGUGAAUGUCUCAUUUCAUCCAUAAUGACGUGGACACUGCGGGCUGGUGUCUGCAUCAGCUGGGGCACAAUCGGCAAUGAUUUAAACAAAAAGUACCUGAUUGAAAAACAGAAGCGUUCACUCUUGGGUUAUUGGUCAUUCAAAGGGUAAAGCAAUAACCAAGAAUUAUUACUCCCCAGUCUCACCUCCUAUACUCAGAGCGAGGGCAAGUACAAUCUCCUACCAAAACCAAAAUAGUCUCCUCUCUUGUUUACGGUGGCUAGACCCACAGAAAGCUCUGGACAAAAUGGGUUGUUCAUGUACAGACGACCUGGGGCUUUCACAUGGCCUUCGGGGAUGUUACCUGAGGGGAGGUCCUGGGAGUGGUUUCUGAAAACCCUUCCUCCGUUCUCCCCAUUACCCCCUCCUCCCUCCCCUCUGGUUACUGUCAGAUUGUUCGAUGUCUCUGGUUAUAUUUUGUAGGAGACCAUUCUGCGUGGCAUGGGCCCAGCUCCCACUCAGAGAUGCACAGGACCCACACCCACGGAUAGGUUCUCCCAUGGGGAAUCGGGCCUGCAGUGUGCCUAGGCUGCUUUGAAUCUUGCUUUUUGCUAAAAACUCCCUCGCCCAGAUUUGUGACAAAUGUUUACGGCAAAUUAACUUCCUAAAAUCCAUGCUAAACCUUCCAAGGAUGAGUGUAACCUGCUCAACAACUUUUGCCUUUUCAUUUGCAAAUAUUCUUCUUCUGUGUUGUGAUUAGCAGCAUUGGCUCCUUUGUUUUCUGUAAAAAGUAACCACCUAAAGCAACCUGUGCACAGUAGAUGAGGACCAUCAGGUAGUGUGCUGGAAAACCCAAUAAAGGCCAGUCACGGUGAGGGCCAAGGCUUUUGCUCCCCUUGGGAGAAAAGCCGUGCUGCCCCUUUUCCUCCACAGGACUCGGUAGUCUGUGUGAGUCAUUUCAUCCAUAAUGACUCGGACACUGUGGGCCGGUGUCCGCAUCAACAUGCUAACCUGUCCUCUGAAUCUUGGAACAUUCACAUAAGGUGCCCACAGGAGUUAUGUGCUCGCGGGCUUCACAAAGGCUCUGAGUGAAAAUGGACGGUGAGAACCGUGGACGUACAUCUUGCACAUUUCUCCUCAAGUGUAUGCUCCUUUGCCUCAUCAGACUUCAUUUAAAAACCGCAAAUUCAAAGAUAAAGUCCACAAAAUAGUGACAGGGGCAUGACACCCACACAGCUGGCCCUGGGGAUGGACGAGGAGCACUCCUGGAGGAAGGCCGCCAACAGACUGUAGGCUGAGUGGGUUGCACAGGCAAACACUCACCAGUGAGAUGGAUGUCUAGACAGUAAAACAAUUAAAAUGGCAAGAGGCUACAUCAUAAGUCAACUGUCUCCCAAAAAGACUUGGCUGGAAUCACAAAAUGGCAAGAAGUGGCAGAAUGCCCCCGGAGAGAAGGGUGCGUUUUGACAGCACCCGACGUCAAUCACAGAAUUCCCCUUUGAGGGCAAGAACUCCCAAGGCUCAGAAUUGCCUAGGCAGGGAGUGGACACUGCUAGUUCUUGAUGGAGUAAAUGGUAGUCUAAAGCAAUUUUAUACACAACUUUCACACAAAAAUCUAUAUGUAAAAUGAAUAAACACCAACAAAGUGCAUACAAAGGUGUGUUCUCAGAUCUGGGCAAAUAACCACAAGUGGCCACUGAAACUAAAAAAUUCUCCGUCUGUUCGCAUUUCCAGUGUUCAGCAGUCACACAGGCUUCAUGGCUACCAUGUUGAAGAGCACACACACACACACAACAUUUCUGGCGCCAUAGAAAGUUCCACUGGGCAGCCCUCUCAGACCACCCUGCACUGUUUUUUCACUACAACUCUCAGAAUAAGUCUGCUGUAAAGCCUUUUCCCACAAUGUUAUACUCAACAAAGAAUAGAGACGUUUACCUGAUUUAAGACAUGUUUCUUCAACACACCAUCCUUUCCUACUUUAUAUGUUUUUACAACUCCUGGCUUACAGGGAAAAAGCCAGGCAUGAGAUGAGUCAGCACCAUGCUGCUCACCAUGAGAAACCGGCCUCGUCCCGACUGCAGAGUGCACUGCGUGGAGUCCGCACUCUGUCCAUGCGGCGAUCAGAGUCACCAAAGCAGCUCGGCCUCUCGGCCUCCACAUGUCUCCAGUGGCGAAAGCUGACAGAGAUGAGGGGACAGGUUUGCAUCUUAAAGCAGCUCAUCUCUGCCCUCCCGAGGAGCAGGUGAACCUGGCUUUGAGGACACCUGAGCUCAGAAAGGAUCACUCCAGAAACGACAUUUCUCACCCUGGCUGGUGUAGCUCAGUAGAUGGAGCGCAGGCUGCAAACCAAAGGGUCGCAGGUUGAUUCCCAGUCAUGGCACAUGCCUGGGUUGUGGGACAGGUCCCCAGUGGGGUCCAUGCAAGAGGCAACCACACACUGAUAUUUCUCUCCCUCUUCUUCCCUCCC